AAACUGAAGAUGAAAACCAGCUCUCCUGCAUAUUAAAGAUGCCUGCAUUACAGGUAGAGCCCGGAAGAGGGCUUAUGCUGGUACAGAGACAUGAAAGACUUCCUGGCAGCGACUGCUAAGCAGGUAAUUUGGCAGCGAACAAUGAAACAACAAAAGGAAAUCCAGUAUUAUGGUUGUCAGGUAGCACAUCUCAUGCUGGCCUAUAUCCAGGAGGUGUGUCGCAGAGGAGUCUAUUGAAACAAAUAUUGGAAGACUGUGUCGUAAUCUGAAGAUUAGGUGUGUCUCUACUUUAUAAAUACCUCUCAUUUACAACUAGCAACACAUGUGACACAACACUGGAAGAGAACACAUCCGAGGAGGAACUCUUCAAACCACACGAGAAUCAUGAAGCUGGAAAGGUUUGCCUUGCUUACUCUGCUGACCCUCCUGAUCUCACAGGCUUUUCUGGUAGAAGGAAAUAAGGAAAAAGAAGGAAAGAAAGACAGACAGAGAGGGGCAGGUAAAGAGGAAAAGCCAAAAUCUCCAACUCACAAUGGAGAACGAGGAUCUAAAGGAGGGAGAGGAUCACUUCAAGGAAAAUUUGUCAGUAAAGACAAAGCAGAGUGCACUUGGUCUGUAUCUGGGACUGAGACAGUGGCUUUAAAUGUUGAAUGUACAAAAGGGGAAACAAAGGUAUCCUGCGCCUAUGGAGGAAACCCUACAACAUGUCCAAACUAUGCAGCAAAUCAGAAGAUGUAUUGGAAGCAAAUCAUGCGGGCACUGAAAAGGCAGAAGAACAUCUGCCAGGACCAAAAAGCUGUCCUUAAGUCUAAAGAAUGUAAGAAAGGACCACCAGAGGCACAUCUAAAAUACCUCCCCCCAAGUGUGUCAGCGCCAAACCAUGAACACAAAGUCCAAGAACAGCCAACAAAAGUCGACGUCAUUGAACCGACUAAAGGCUGUGUAGAGGAUGCAGAUGUACUUGAGAAGCAAAGAUUAGCCAAGGAGUAUUGUGGAGAAUCCUGGGGCUCACUGUGCUCAGUCUUCUUCUCAAUGGUGCAGGGUUCAAGUUGCUAAGCCACAGUGAUUUGUUUUGUAAAUAGAAUGAAAUUCUUUUUUUAUUUUAUCAUUUUUAUUGCUAUAUAUAAAUGCUAUAUACAGUAUUUAAAAUUUUAACUUUCAAAGGCUUUUCAAGAUUUCUUUAAUGUGUCUUCAGAAUGAUAUACUGAACAUGGAUUGUACAUGAUGAAUCGAUUUUCUAAUUUGUGGACUCGCAAAACUUAACAGAACUGAUUCAUCUUCACAGUACUAUGUACAUUAUUUUAUAUGUUUUUUUUUAUACAAUAAAGAUUUUUUCAACAAAGGUUGGGUAAUUUAUAUGUAACCAUUCAGCACUAUCAUAACCAAUAAAGAUCAAAACACAUAUUUAGAGUGAAGGGUAAAUAUAACAAAGAGGCAGCACAUUCAUCUGCUUCAUGGCUAGCAGUGAGAGAACAAGAAGCCAAGUUAGCAACAUCUCCUUUUCCUCUGGGUUGUAUGAACCUAAGGUGAACUCUCUCUCAUUGUUGGGUUCCACAAUUUUAACAAAACAUAGAGGAACCAGUCAGAAAUUGCUCUCUUAUAAAACAAUAGGUAUAAAGCUAGCAUCAUGAACCAUAGAGACGGUUUAGGUUGCUGUUAUUCAGUCUUUGGAGAGAGACACAUCUUUGCUGGUGAUAUUCUCUUUCCAGUUGGGUCAAAAAAGACCAUAGAGAGGGAAACAAACACUAGUCUCUUCUAGCCAUGGUUGCAAAACCAGGCACCAUAGUGGGUUAAAGGG
Molecule: messenger RNA, 1798 nt
Organism: Hyla sarda
Lineage: Eukaryota; Metazoa; Chordata; Amphibia; Anura; Hylidae
Gene: FGFBP1
Product: fibroblast growth factor binding protein 1
Exons: 2
Coding region: 385-1056 (223 amino acids)
Biological process (GO): cell-cell signaling
Molecular function (GO): growth factor binding
Source: RefSeq, a predicted model, not a curated record